AAUCUUGGAGAGGAGGCGGGAAAUGGCGUCCCAAGUAGCUGUCGUGUAGCUGUCGGUUUGACUCGAAAUUCACAACGGAGAAAAGCAGGCUGACGAACGAGCAGAGGAGGGUCGCUACGUUGUGGCUUCAAGCACAACGACUUCAGCUAGUUAACCCCAUUCCGGGCAUGUAAGCGCUGGGACUCUUUCAUGUGACGACUGGGACGAUGAGGCUGAGAGUGCGCAAGGCGUCUCAGCAGCCCGGCCCACCCCCACCCCCACCCAAGCGCAGCGCCCAGGCCAAGAGAAAACACUCCGAGGUCGACCACUCCGUCGCCCCUGCCACCGCAGUAGCCAGGAUGCAGAAGAAUGAGACCGGCCUUUUCUCCACCAUCAAAAGAUUCAUCAGAGGAAAUGCCGUCAAGGUGGAUCAGUGUACCCCUGCCAAAAGGAGCCGUAUGGAUAGUGAUGUGGACGGCAACCUGAUCACCUCAACUCCAACCACAGGCACCAAAGCCGACCCACGAACACGCCGGAAAAACCCGGCCAAUGGAGAAACGGUGAGCCGCGAUGGGAAGCCGGUGAAGCCGAACGGAAAGCUGACGGUCCAGGCGGAUGUCCCCACCAGCCCGCCACGCACCACGCUCCUCGGAACCAUCUUCUCACCCGUCUUCAACUUUUUCUCUCCGGCCAACAAGAAUGCCUCUGCUGGGUCGGACUCCCCCGGGCAGGCGAUGGAAGCGGAGGAGAUUGUGAAGCACCUGGAGAUGGAGCCCCCAGAGGAGACCCCCAGCAGCACACCCACCUCCACCUCCACAGCGGCCAGCGAGAACCGAGGCGUGACCCUCUACCCCACCGCCCAGGUGCCCUCUCCCGGCCUGCCUGCCCCCGACUCCAUCGUGGAGGAUGGUGAGAUCGUCACCGAGGCGGACAUGCCCCCUCUCACAGCAGUGGGGUCGACAGACAGCAGCUACCCUACAGCCCCUCCCUCUCCCCCUCCUGAGGGGUCAUAUGAAGAAGACUGGGAGGUGUUCGACCCGUAUUUCUUCAUCAAGCACGUGCCUCCGCUGACUGAGGAACAGCUGACCCGUAAGCCGGCUCUUCCUCUCAAGACCCGCAGCACGCCAGAGUUCUCCCUCGUCCUCGACCUGGACGAGACCCUGGUCCACUGCAGUCUAAAUGAGCUGGAGGACGCCGCCCUCACCUUCCCUGUGCUCUUCCAGGACGUCAUCUACCAGGUGUAUGUAAGGUUAAGGCCUUUCUUCAGAGAAUUUCUGGAGCGCAUGUCUCAGAUUUAUGAGAUCAUCCUCUUCACUGCUUCUAAGAAGGUGUAUGCUGACAAGUUGCUAAAUAUCCUGGACCCUAAGAAACAGCUGGUCAGGCACAGGUUAUUCCGGGAGCACUGUGUGUGUGUCCAGGGAAACUACAUCAAGGACCUCAAUAUUCUGGGGAGGGACCUGUCCAAGACGAUCAUCAUAGACAACUCGCCACAAGCCUUCGCCUACCAGCUGUCCAACGGUAUUCCCAUCGAGAGCUGGUUCAUGGAUCGGAACGAUAACGAGCUUCUGAAGCUGGUCCCAUUUCUGGAGAAGCUUGUUGAAAUGAAUGAGGACGUCCGACCUCACAUCCGGGAGCGGUUCCGUCUGCACGACCUGCUGCCUCGUGACUGAGCCGGGCCGCACCUCCGCGGACCUCUCUGGACCCACCCCACCCCAACAACCCCUCCCCCACCCCACCCCCCCACAAGCUGGAGGCAAGGCCUCAGGAGGAGCGCGAGGCGGAAGAGUCCAACGAUCAAACCCUGAGGGGUCUGUGAGCGCAGCAGCUAUGCCAUACGGUCAAACUUUUUCAGUGAGGAAGAGACUCCUGUUUUACAGCAUUGUCUAUACAUGUACACACCUUUUAUACGAGUGGGACGAGAGGAGCGAGAGCCCAUUGGUUGACUCGGAAUAGCGCCUGGAACACUUGGGCUUCUGGGAAAGGAAGUCCUUGCCUGAUUGGACAGGAAUGGAAUGUUCAGGGCGUUUUUUCACUCCGUUUUGGUGCUUGGACUCUAAGUUCUAGGUUCUCCACAGCCACAGAUUCUCUUCUGCAGGCACGGCCAGUCAAAUAUAAAUAUAGGAAACACCCAGUUCUCCAGAUUCAGUGACAUGUAUAUAUGACAUGUAUAUAUUUUCUCCUGUCCAGUUUUGCAAACCUCCUCUGCCCACUGCGCCAUCAUGCAUUCCUCCAAGGUGAAACAAAAAAAAAUGCUGAUAAGUUCAUACUUCACGUUGACUCCAUAGGUUUUUACUGUUGGUUGUUUAUAGAUGUAAUUCAGAACUGUUCAUUUGCUUUCAAGUUUUAAAAAUGUUUAGUCUGUCUUUUAAAAAAAAAAAAAAAAACAUAGGCCUACACAACCUACAAGUAAAACUGAUUGUCAGAAACGUAAGAAAAAUCAUGAUUUUAUUGUGCUUCAGUGACUAAGCCAUGGUGAUUGCUUAAUAUCUGCCCCUUCAACAAGAAUACAGACUUUUUCAUUGCUUCAGAGAUGUUGAGCUUUGCUGAUCUUUAAUUACAUAUGUCAUUAUGUUAAAGCUGUUUUACUAUCCUUUCUGAGAGGGGGUGGUGGAGUGACGCUUUGACCUGUAAAUAGGAAAGCUGUGUGUGCUCGGCAUCUUAGCAAAUUGGGCACCAGCCGUGGCGCCAGCACAACAUCAGGGCACACACACCCUCUGCCAGGCGUUCAGUUAGAGCCCACUUACACCCUCUGCCAGGCGCUACGUUAGUGCCCACUUACAUCCAUGCUCGUCGUCCACGCGUACCCUUUGCCAGGCGUUCAGUGAGCGCAACUUCUCUACCUGCGCACAACAUCUCACACACACACACACACACACACACACACACACACACACACACACACACAGGGAGAGAGCUUUUUAGAUAGCCAUCCUCUGCGGAGCAACCGGCUUUCAGCUCUUCGUCUUCUCCACUCACACCAGUGCAGGUAUUAGUGACACACUCGUAGAUAUAGUCAACCAAUCCCUGCUGUCUUCUCUUGCGUCUGCCUCUUAGUUCCUCUCUUAGCUCUUUGUUGUCAAACUCUCCUCAGCCUCAUGAUUGGCAGUGUGGGUGCAGGGGGGUGAGGGAAGGCGGGCUAAGCAUCCCCUCCCAAGCAUCGCUGUUGCUGGUUGGGUUCCAUUUGAGCUGACAGAGCAGUUGAGGAUGGCGAGUCCCUCUAGCAUCUUAAGAGGUAGUGAGAUAAAGGCAGCUGGGUUGUGCGUCUAAGGAGGAUGCUUCUGUUCUUGCUCUGACUUCCUCUGUUUCACACACACACACACACACACACACAACCUGGCAGAGAUGGGCCGUAGCUCCCAGAAUCAGAGCCGCAAGUGAGGGGAUGCAGUCAGACUUUAAAAAAACGGGAAAAAAGUGCUUUGGUGUAUGCGUGAGGUAGACCUGAACGGCCGUACCAUUUUUAUUCAGUGUUAUGGUCAGUUUUUAUGAUCUUUAUUUUUUUAUACUCGUCCUAGGAAGGGGUGAUCGUGUGCUGUUUUUAUUCUUCAUACUCACAUGGCCUUGACUGUUCUUACUCUGUGUUUUUUUUUUUUUUGUGUUUUUUUUUUUUUAAUUCCUCUAAAUGUCAUUCAACUUGAAUGUAGCCCGUGGGUGGCCUGUAUCCGUGGUGAUUUGAUUUUUCAUGAUUCCAACAUGAACACCCCCUUCUCUUCCA
Messenger RNA from Alosa alosa (allis shad), 3694 nucleotides. RefSeq names its product CTD (carboxy-terminal domain, RNA polymerase II, polypeptide A) small phosphatase like 2a (gene ctdspl2a). The transcript is spliced from 13 exons. Lineage: Eukaryota; Metazoa; Chordata; Actinopteri; Clupeiformes; Clupeidae. The record is from RefSeq and is a predicted model, not a curated record. Bases 207 to 1649 code for a protein of 480 amino acids. Gene Ontology annotation, molecular function: phosphoprotein phosphatase activity.